Ipomoea nil (Japanese morning glory) is the source of this 1190-nucleotide messenger RNA. Its product is annotated as cytochrome b-c1 complex subunit Rieske-4, mitochondrial-like. Bases 126 to 953 code for a protein of 275 amino acids. Gene Ontology annotation, molecular function: quinol-cytochrome-c reductase activity; 2 iron, 2 sulfur cluster binding. NCBI's taxonomy places the organism in Eukaryota, Viridiplantae, Streptophyta, Magnoliopsida, Solanales, Convolvulaceae. The transcript is spliced from 2 exons. Gene Ontology annotation, biological process: mitochondrial electron transport, ubiquinol to cytochrome c. The record is from RefSeq and is a predicted model, not a curated record. Gene Ontology annotation, cellular component: membrane.
AGAGAGAGAGAGAAGCGAAAACAGAAACGAAGGAAGUCGAUUCAUCCCCGGCACCCUAGUUGCUACAGCUCCCCAAAUCAAAAGAAGCAGAGGAGAGAGAGAGAGAGAGAUUCAAGGCGUUAAAGAUGCUGAGAGUAGCAGGGCGGCGGCUGUCUUCUCUGUCAUCAUCUUCAUGGCGGUCGGUUGCGCAAACCUAUCCUGCCAUCGUUCCAAGAAAUUCGCUCGCCGCUUCUGAUGAUUCGAACAAUCAGAUGUCCCAGAGAUCCGUUUCGCCAUCCCUCGGCUUUACGGUUCUGGAUCAAAUCAGAGGGUUUUCAUCUGGUUCUCUUGCGCCAGCACAAGAAGUGGGUUUACCUGGAGGUCUUCCUGCCACAGUGGUGGCAAUCAAGAAUCCCACCUCGAAGAUUGUCUAUGAUGAGCACAACCAUGAACGUUAUCCCCCUGGUGAUCCCAGCAAACGUGCAUUUGCCUACUUUGUUUUGACGGGAGGCAGGUUUGUAUAUGCCUCAUUGGUACGUCUCUUGGUACUUAAGUUUGUUCUGAGCAUGUCGGCUAGUAAGGAUGUACUUGCCCUUGCCUCGAUUGAGGUCGACCUGUCCAGCAUCGAGCCUGGAACAACUGUUACAGUUAAGUGGCGUGGGAAGCCCGUGUUUAUUAGGCGUAGAACUGAUGAUGACAUCAAUUUGGCAAAUUCUGUUGAUGUUGGUUCUCUUCGUGACCCACAACAAGAUAUUGAGAGGGUUAAGAAUCCUGAGUGGCUUGUGGUCAUCGGGGUUUGCACUCAUCUAGGGUGCAUACCCUUACCAAAUGCUGGUGACUUUGGCGGCUGGUUUUGCCCAUGCCAUGGUUCCCACUAUGAUAUCUCUGGCAGGAUUCGCAAAGGACCUGCACCCUACAAUCUAGAGGUGCCGACCUACACCUUCUUGGAUGAGAACAAGUUGCUUAUUGGUUAAUAUAUUAGAGGGAUAAAGCUUGUAUUUGAGCAACAGGAUGUAGCUGCUGACCUUUGAUUUUUAUCUUGAAAACCACAUAUUUCUCAACUUCCUUGUUUGUUGUUGCUUGAGCACUGUGCUCUGAAUUUUGUAUUUACGCACAUGUUCUGGACAAUGCAUGCUGUUUGAAUAAUGCAGCUGGCUACUUGUUAAAUUCUUUUACUGGUUUUGGAAUACGCAACUUUAUUUUUGUGCAAA